Molecule: messenger RNA, 2250 nt
Organism: Leguminivora glycinivorella
Lineage: Eukaryota; Metazoa; Arthropoda; Insecta; Lepidoptera; Tortricidae
Gene: cpb
Product: F-actin-capping protein subunit beta
Exons: 6
Coding region: 149-976 (275 amino acids)
Biological process (GO): negative regulation of filopodium assembly; barbed-end actin filament capping; regulation of lamellipodium assembly
Cellular component (GO): cytoplasm; F-actin capping protein complex
Molecular function (GO): actin filament binding
Source: RefSeq, a predicted model, not a curated record
AACAAAAAACAUUACGUAGUUUACUGUCAAUCAAUUGGAGUCUUUUGGGUUUGGUUUGGUAAUUUUUGUAAUUGAACAUUUCCAAAGUGCAUUGGUAUUUUUUGUUAUUUUGUUUUAGUUGUUGAUUUCUGUAAUAAUUAAGUUUACGAUGACGGAGCAGCAAAUGGAUUGUGCUUUGGAUUUGAUGCGGAGGCUGCCGCCUCAGCAGAUCGAGAAGAAUUUAACAGAUUUAAUAGAUCUCGUGCCAAGUUUAUGUGAGGACCUUCUGUCUUCCGUGGAUCAGCCAUUGAAGAUAGCUAAAGACCGUAGUAACGGAAAGGAUUAUUUGCUCUGCGAUUAUAACAGGGACGGCGACUCGUACAGGUCUCCGUGGUCUAAUACGUAUGACCCGCCUCUAGAGGAUGGCUCUAUGCCCUCAGAGAGGCUAAGAAAGCUAGAAAUCGACGCCAAUCAUGCGUUCGACCAGUACCGAGAAAUGUAUUUUGAAGGUGGUGUCAGCUCAGUAUAUUUGUGGGACAUGGACCAUGGUUUUGCAGGAGUAAUAUUGAUAAAGAAAGCCGGCGACGGGUCACAGAAGAUCAAAGGUUGUUGGGACUCCAUCCAUGUAGUGGAGGUUGUUGAGAAGAGCUCUGGUCGCAACGCGCAUUACAAGCUAACGUCCACCGCCAUGCUUUGGCUGCAAACCAACAAGGAGGGCAGUGGGACGAUGAACCUUGGGGGAAGUCUCACUAGACAGGCGGAGCAAGAUUCUGCGGUGAGCGACGUGACACCGCACAUAGCCAACAUCGGCCGCAUGGUCGAGGACAUGGAGAACAAAAUCAGAAAUACCCUCAAUGACAUUUAUUUCGGCAAAACCAAGGACAUAGUGAACGGCCUCCGCUCCGUGGUGCCUGCCGAGGUGGAGCGCCGCACGCAGGCGCUGCGCCACGACCUGGCCGUCGCGCUCCAACGCCGACACCAGUCGCGCGCCGACUGACUGCCCGCCGAGUGAGGUGGAUACUGGGUGAAUUAAUAGUAGAUAUUAACAACGACGUUAGGACAAGCUCAAAGUCUCCCGUAGCAGUUACAAACAAUCUAAACUCAUUUCUCUUCUUACUCUCUAGACUGCACAAGGUUACUGCUCGAAACUUGUUAGCUAUUAUCGUAAUUUACGAUGUGUUGAAGUAAUAUGUUAAAUGGACAUGAUAUGUUGCCAAAUGAAUGAAGAGAAAACGGACCGAAACGAUUUAGUAAAGAAUUCGAAUAUUAAUUAGGUACAAAGUGAAAUUCACGUUUGCACGCUUUGAUAAAGCAGUUUUUAUUUUACGCGUCCUUAUUCUGAACAUUUAUUAAGCGCCAUGUUUUUUUUUUAAGUCUAAUCGCAACUAGAGCGAUAGUUGAGACUAUAAGGGUGGAUUCAGACUAGCCUAUUUUUAUGCGCGUAUACUAAAUUUAGCGUAACGAACUUGGACGCGCGUUACUUUUAUAUAUUUAAAAAAUAUUGACGAAUAAUUUAUUAAUUGAAAACAUGGUAUUUUCUGGAUGUGAAAAGGAGGUGUUCUAUUCAUAACAUAUUACUUCAAUGCUUAAAUAUAUUUAUAAAUAAAGAAAACUAGCAACGGUGUUAGUUCAAUGCUACCACAAUGGUGCUUUGAAAGAUAUUAGUCCAUAUUUCAAGAUGUAAUUCGUAAUAUAUGAAAAUAGUUAUUUAAAUAUACUGUAAAAAUCUAAAUUAAGAACACAAUGACUGUCGAGUUUACGUUUUACAUGUAUAUAAUAAUUUGAUGUAAAUUAGUUAUUUAACUUCACCCAAAUGUCAUCCAUCUCGAUUUACUUUGCAUUUUUAUAGCUUAGUUUUUUUAUUUAAAGCAGGAUGUUGGUUUGGACGUAAAUUAUAUUAAUCAGUUUUCAUUUCGCAUUUAAUAAUUGAAAUAACGCAUUUAAAAUCAUUGAAUGAUUGUAAGAUUUUUAAGUAUUUGUUCAAAUCCAGACUGACAUUCUAAUAGUAUUUUAUUCUUUGUAACUAUAAGAGAUUCAAUAUAUUAUUAUUGAAAUAAAAUUAUUAUUGUAACAAAUAACCAUUUCUUUUAUGUUGCGAUUUAAUACACUAAUUGUUAUCAUAUUGGCCUCUCUAAAUAAAACAAAUAUUUACUUGAAAAUCGAGUAGUUGAAUUUGUUUCAAGUCCCGACGUUAGGGCAACGUAUGGGGGAAAUACUGCAGAGGCCAUUUUAAUUGAUAAAGUUACAGAAUACAGGGUGUUAAAUUCAAAU